AUGAAUUUUACAGAACUUCCUAUCACAGAUUAUUCAUAUUAUUCAGACUAUGCUUACCUAAUCACCGAACCUUGUUCUAAGUUGGAAGUCAGGAACUUCACAAAAGCAUUUCUGCCAGUUGCGUAUUCGUUGAUUUGUAUCAUCGGCCUAGUUGGUAACAUCUUCGUAGUGAUGACCUUUGCUUUAUAUGAAAGAGCCAAGUCCAUGACGGAUGUGUACCUCUUCAACAUGGCCAUAGCAGACAUACUGUUUGUUCUCACUCUUCCACUGUGGGCAGUGUAUUACGCUGCUGACAAAUGGAUUUUCGGUGAUUUCAUUUGCAAAAUUACCAGAGGUAUCUAUGCAAUCAACUUCAGCUGUGGAAUGCUGCUUUUGGCUUUUAUCAGCGUGGACCGGUACAUUGCUAUUGUACAGGCAACAAAGUCAUUUAAACUCAGGGCAAGAACACUUGCAUAUAGUAAACUCAUUUGUUUGGCUGUGUGGGUAUCAUCAAUUUUAAUCUCUAGUUCCUCUUUUCUAUACAGUGAAAGUUACAGCUUCUCCAUCAAUGAAACCAAAGAGAUUUGUGAUCACAGAUUUGACAGAAGGUCUGAAAGCACAAUGCUGAAAUCACUGCUGCUGUACCUACAAGUUGGAUUUGGAUUUUUUAUACCUUUCAUAUUCAUGAUUUUUUGCUAUACAUUCAUUGUGAAAUCCUUAGAACAAGCUCAGAAUUCCAAAAGAAACAAAGCAAUCCGUGUCAUUGUAUUAAUUGUAACUGUUUUCCUAGUUUGCCAGGUACCUUAUAAUAUCGUUCUUCUUGUGACAGCCAUAAAUAUGGGCAAGACAGGCAAAUCUUGUGAGAGUGACAAGAUAAUGGCCUAUGUAAAAUACACCACUGAAGCCAUAGCAUUUUUACACUGUUGCGUGAACCCUGUGCUCUAUGCAUUUAUUGGAGUGAAGUUCAGAAGUUAUUUUGUGAAGAUAAUGAAGGACCUAUGGUGCACGAGAUACAAGAAAUACAAGAAACGUAGUUCAAGGAUAAACUCUGAUGUUUAUCAUUCGAGACAGACUAGUGAAAUUCUGACUGACAAUGGAUCUUCUUUUACUAUAUAA
Molecule: messenger RNA, 1095 nt
Organism: Chroicocephalus ridibundus (black-headed gull)
Lineage: Eukaryota; Metazoa; Chordata; Aves; Charadriiformes; Laridae
Gene: CCR6
Product: C-C motif chemokine receptor 6
Exons: 2
Coding region: 1-1095 (364 amino acids)
Biological process (GO): positive regulation of dendritic cell chemotaxis; calcium-mediated signaling; cell chemotaxis
Cellular component (GO): membrane; external side of plasma membrane
Molecular function (GO): C-C chemokine binding; C-C chemokine receptor activity
Source: RefSeq, a predicted model, not a curated record